AUGGCUAAAAUUGAUGAAGGUAAAAUAUAUCGAACUAAAGAAUUGGGUGAAGGCCAAUCUCUUCAACUUUUUAGUUUGCGUGCCUUUCGAAAUGUCAAACCUCCUGAAGAGUAUAUGGAGCUUUCACGUGCUAUAGCAAGUUAUUCCGGAGGCUUGCCCUUGACUCUAGAGGUGUUGGGUUCCUACCUAUCAUAUGAAAGAAGCAAAGAAGUGUGGGAAAGUAUAGUUCAACAAUUGAGAGAAAAUGCUCCUAGGGAGGUCUAUGAAAGCUUGAAGAUAAACUACGAUAAUCUAGGUGAUUACGAGAAAGCCAUUUUUCUUGAUGCUGCAUGUUUUUUCAUUGGAUGGGAGAAAAAAACUUUAAUUUCCAUUUGGGAAGCUUGUGGCUUUUAUCCUAAAUCAGCAAUGCACAGACUUAUAAACAGGAACCUUAUUAAAUUUGAAUCUAAUGAGGAUGGUGGUUGCUACUUGAGGAUGCAUGAUCAACUUCGAGACAUGGGAAGGGGAAUUGUUUCAAAAGAAAGCUUUAGAGAGCCAGGGAACUGA
Messenger RNA from Macadamia integrifolia, 546 nucleotides. Its product is annotated as disease resistance protein Roq1-like. Gene Ontology annotation, molecular function: ADP binding. Gene Ontology annotation, biological process: defense response. Bases 1 to 546 code for a protein of 181 amino acids. The transcript has 2 exons. Lineage: Eukaryota; Viridiplantae; Streptophyta; Magnoliopsida; Proteales; Proteaceae. The record is from RefSeq and is a predicted model, not a curated record.